Molecule: messenger RNA, 842 nt
Organism: Achroia grisella
Lineage: Eukaryota; Metazoa; Arthropoda; Insecta; Lepidoptera; Pyralidae
Exons: 1
Coding region: 118-741 (207 amino acids)
Biological process (GO): piRNA processing
Cellular component (GO): mitochondrion
Molecular function (GO): RNA endonuclease activity producing 5'-phosphomonoesters, hydrolytic mechanism
Source: RefSeq, a predicted model, not a curated record
UCACUGCUAACAGUUUUGAAUUUGUAUUGUUUUAAUAAAUUUUUAAAACAUAUUCAAAACUACUUUUAUUAUUACUUGUUUCUAGUUUAUUAGUAAAAGAUUUUGCUUAUAAAAGUAAUGUUAUCUAAAAGCAGUGGCACAUUAUUCUUAUUAUGUAUUUCUAUAGCUUUUACUUCGCAUCUCGUUUACAAAUAUUAUAGAAAAAAGAAGAAAAAUGAAAAACGUGAAAUUCACGAAGUUAUUAUUUUCUCAAGUGGCAUGGGCGAGUUGAAGAAAAGCAAAUACUCUCGUUGUAUGAUAACCGAAAGUAUGGACCGGUUGUUAUAUUACUUAAAUACACCUCAACAUACUGUAGACAUAUGUAUGUAUGUUCUGACUAAUAUAGAUAUAACAAAUGCAGUCCUAAAGCUGCAUUUUAGAGGUGUUAAGGUUAGAUUAAUAAUUGAUGCUGAUAUGGCAUUUUGUUCUGGUUCUAAUGUGAGAAGAUUUGAGAAGCAAGGGAUACCAGUACGUUGGAUGAAAUCAUGCAAUUUAAUGCACCAUAAAUUUGUUUUAAUUGAUACAUUAAGUGAAAAUGAUAACACAGUACCACUACUUAUAAUGGGGUCCUUAAAUUGGACGAAUCAAGCAUUGUGUGGUAAUUGGGAAGCUGUGGCGGUAACUUCACAGACAGAACUGGUGCGGCAGUACAGGGAAGAAUUUGAAAGACUCUGGAUAUUAUUUAAGCCUGUACUCCUUUGAAUAAUUGAUAUUAAUGAGGAAGGAUAGCAAUUAUAAUAUAGCAUGUAAGAGAACUAAUAUGGCAGACAUCCCACAUAUAUGUUACAAGUAACUUGUGAAGA